AUGGAUUCGUUCAACAUCGGUUCGUCACCACGCCGCCUCGAAACCGAUCCUUUCGCGCGUCUCUCUAACGAUCUCGUCUCUCACAUACUUGCUCUCGUCGCCUCCAACGGAUUUAGUUUCCACCCCAAACCGUGCCUCACAACCGACGCUGCUACUUCUGACGCCGCCACUACCGCCGCCGCCGCCGCUGUCGCCGUUUGUGCCGCUGCGGAGGCUAAUGCCGGUGGAGACGUGAGUGAUGGUGCCGGCAACAACGAGGACGACGAUGGUCUUGGCGAAAAGAGCGAGGACGAAAUGUUCGAGUUCAUCGAGCGGGCAGUGAAGAAACCGUGCGCGCGUUUCGUACGCGUUGUUGAGCUCACCACCGCCAUAGCUCUCGAGGCCGCAACGACCGCCGCCAACUACGAUCGAACCAUGACAGUCCCUAUCGACCAGGACAAACCGAACUCACCGUCAGCUGCACAUAUCCUCGCCUCCGCCUUUCUGCCCCCCCCUUCCGGAGCCCGCACGACCUCCACGCUCCUUCCGCCUCCGCUUCCCUGUCCGCUUCCGCCUCCGCCAUUCACCGUGUUCCACCACGCACUCGUGUGCAAGCGCUGGCUCCGGUUGGCGCGCUUCAGCCUCCCCGCCAUCCUCCUGCAAGCCUACCGCCGCCUUUCCACCCAAACCUUCCGCUCCUUCCUCUCCUCCCCACCUCCUCCUUCCCCCUCAUCUCCUCCCCUACCCCUCUCCCUCUCCCUCGCCACUCCCACUCCCGCCUCCGCCUCCGCCGUUUCCCACUCCUUUCCCCUCCACUCCCCGCUCACCCUGCAGCACCUGCACAUCGGCCCAUCGGCGCUAGACGCCAUAACAGACGAUCUCCUUUUCUCCAUCGCCACGGGGUGCGCGCGCUCCCUCACGCACAUGUCGCUGUACCGCCACAGGAACCUGCGCUCCUGGCAGCGGGAACUCCGUGUUGAAUACCCUGACGACGCCGUCGCGACAGUAACAGAGCCCGCCGUUACCGCGCUUUUCGCCGCCUGCCGCCGCCUGGUCAGCCUGAAACUCACACUGCCCCUGUGCCUGCCCGAGCUGCCCACUUCCGUGAGCCUCCUGCAGCGGCUGACGAGGCUGGAAGUUUCGUGCGGCCAGCUCGAUUAUUUUUCCAGGGCGGUCGAUGAUGGUGAUGAUGAUGCCGCUGCGGCGUCAGAGCCCGAGGCGCGGUUCCCCGAGGGCGUUGGUUCGCUGACCGCAAAGCUGCCCUCGCUGCAAGAACUGACCAUCAAGUCCUGCUCUUCCUUAUCCGCCCUCCUGCCCUCGUUCUCCGCCCUCUCCUCCCUCACUGCGCUCACCGUUUAUCACUGCACUGCCCUCGCCUCGUUACCGGAGGAUAUCGGUGACGUUCCCCGCCUCGCAUCCCUCGUUCUCGACAAGCUUAGCUCCCUUACGGCUAUUCCGGACUCUCUCGUUCUCCUCUCCUCCCUAACGUACCUUCACGCGGCGGGGAGUAUGGUUCUAGCGUCACUGCCGGCGUCUUUCGAGGGAAUGAACUCCCUCACUCGCCUGCAGCUUCUCGAGUGCUCCUUAAGUUCGCUGCCCGAAGAUUUCGGGCAGCUGUCCGCGCUGACUGAGCUGCAUUUGAACAAAGUGGCAUGCGAUUUGCCGGGAUCGUUCGUUCAGCUGCGGAAGCUGCGGCGGCUCAUUGUAGAUCGCUGCGCCCCUCCUCUCCCCACCCCCUCCCAUCCCUCUGCCGCCUCCUCAUCCUCAAAAACCCCUCCCUCGCCUCCCUCCCUUCAGGUCUCCACCUCCUCCCCUCCCUGCUCCACCUCGAAAUCCGCGACUGUGUCAACUUCACCAGACUUCCCCCGCACCACUCGCCCUCGCCCUUCCCACCCACCCUGCAAACCCUAA
This is a messenger RNA of Closterium sp. NIES-65, 1890 nucleotides long. Lineage: Eukaryota; Viridiplantae; Streptophyta; Zygnematophyceae; Desmidiales; Closteriaceae. The record is from the annotation of a GenBank genome assembly.